AUGUCUCUUGGACUACCACCAGUAUCGACAGGUCUCAAGUCUAUAGCGCCGUACCUCCAACGCGCCGAGGAACUGGUCAAUCAACAACCAGUCGUGGCAUACUGGUGCGCGUACUAUGCAGCCCAGCUUGGUAUCAAUUUGAAAGCGAAGGAUGCUGCAUCACGCACACUGCUUCUAAAUCUCCUGAACGCACUCGAGCGCUUGAAAGCUCAGAUUGGUCCAAAUGACACCAUAGAUAGCGAGCCUGCGAGCGCAGCGUUCGUUGAGAACUUUGCCCUAAAGAUCUUCCGCAUUGCCGACGAUGAAGACCGUGAAGGUCAUGCAACAAGAUCAACUGCGAAGAAGUUUCUUGCCGCAGCAAAUUUCUUCGAGGUUUUGAAAGUAUUCCCAACGGCAGAUAUCUCCGAUACGAUAGAUGGCAAGAUUAAAUAUGCCAAAUGGAAGGCAGCUGAUAUUGCAAAGGCAUAUAGGGAGGGCAGGAAGCCCACACCGGGUCCUGCUGGGUCUCAGUUUGACCUAGAACCCCUCCCUGAUACUUCUGGUGCUUCAGAGCUACCUCCGCGAGCUGAAGAUCGCAAGACCUUUCCUUCAGCGACGAGUCAAUCCCCUCCGCCUCAAACGUCGCAUUAUCGGCAGACGCCAUCUCCGAAGAUGAGUCCAGAUGAUAUCACUCGUGCCAAUCUCUUGCAUCCCCCUCGCCAUGAUGAUGAGUCACUGAGCCCUGGGCGUUGGAGUACGACAGCGACUCCAGGAUUUGAUCUUGCUCAAGAUAGCAGUAGCGUCAGUUUGGACCAGGCAAAUAACUGGCAUGAAACCCCUCUCAAUGGCAGAGGGAGUCAACUCCGCCAGGCAUGGGUUAGCACUGACAUGGAGGGCGCGACUAGCGAUGAAGAGCUAGUCCGGGAUCCGUUACUUAACGGAUCAUCCCCUAGUCAGGUUCCAUUCUCGUCAUUUGCUAGCGAGUCUCGGCCAGCUGUAUUCGAGUCCUCAUCCCCACCCAAAGAGCGGCCUAUUAUAUACACACCGACAACCAGAGAGUAUGUGCCCCCCAUUCCUCCGCAUCCUACCAUCCUUCCCUCAAUCUCCCCGCCGAGAGGCUCACCACCGCAAACCCGUGCUCGCGGUCCUUCAAUAUCCUCUCAAGAACUUCCGCUUGGGUUUGUACCCUCAUCUCCAGUACCCCCGCCUAUGAUCCCCCCUCCACCCAGGAUCCCUCCUCCACCCAUGCCCGUAAUUUUUGCACCUUCUUCACCUCCUCGCAUGGCGCUCCCGCCUCCUGCUCCCGCCCCUGCUCCUGCCCCUUUACCGUUGAAUGAUUUUCAACUUACACCCACCAUCAUUGCCAAAGCACAGAAGCACUGUCGCUUUGCUAUCUCCUCACUUGAUUACGAGGAUGCUGAGCAAGCGAGAAAGGAACUUAGGGCUGCGCUGGCUCUCCUCGGAGGCUGA
Messenger RNA from Suillus subaureus, 1449 nucleotides. Its product is annotated as Vta1 like-domain-containing protein. The record is from RefSeq and is a predicted model, not a curated record. Bases 1 to 1449 code for a protein of 482 amino acids. Gene Ontology annotation, cellular component: multivesicular body. Lineage: Eukaryota; Fungi; Basidiomycota; Agaricomycetes; Boletales; Suillaceae. The transcript is spliced from 4 exons. Gene Ontology annotation, biological process: late endosome to vacuole transport via multivesicular body sorting pathway.